Paramecium octaurelia is the source of this 1152-nucleotide messenger RNA. NCBI's taxonomy places the organism in Eukaryota, Ciliophora, Oligohymenophorea, Peniculida, Parameciidae. The record is from the annotation of a GenBank genome assembly.
AAUAUCGAGAAUCCGUUAUCAAGCAGAGGUCAAAUAACAAAUGCUUAUGCUAGAUUGAUAUGUUCUCUUUGGAAAGAGUCAUAUUAGAAGAGCAUUAACCCUAUUGAAUUGAUAUCAAUGAUCCAAUUGUGGAAUCCAUUCUUUGUUAUGAAUAGUCAACAAGAUAGUCAUGAGUUGUUAGCGUUUUUGUUAGACAUGCUGCAUGAAGACUUGAAUAGAGUGAAGCUUAAACCAUACAUUGAGGAGAAGACAUACGAAUAACAGCCAAAUUAAUAACAAGCAAACAAAGCAUGGUCAGAUUAUUUGAAAAGGAAUCGAUCAAUCAUAGUAGAUUUAUUCUAAGGACAAUCAAUCAAUAUGUUAUAAUGCAUGGUAUGUAAUACAAAAUCGUAUAAAUUUGAAACAUUUAUGUAUUUGAGUCUGCCAAUCUUAGAGGAUGCUGAUUUAUUGUAAUGCAUAUCGGAAUACUUGAAAGAGGAGGAAUUGGAUGAAGGCAAUCAAUGGUAUUGUUCUAAAUGCAAAUCUGUUAAGAAAAGCAAAAAAGGGAUAAAACUGUGGAAGUUGCCAAACAUCUUGGUGAUCCAUCUAAAGCGAUUUAAAUUUACAGCCAAUUAUCGUUGCAAAUUGAGAUGGCUAAUAAACUUUCCAAUGUAUAAUUUAGACCUAAGCAAUUAUUCAGAAUAGGAAUAGGCCACAUAUGAUUUGUAUGGAGUUAUAAACCAUAGCGGUACUUUGCAUUCAGGUCAUUAUACGUCCAAUUGUAAAAAUAAGGAUACUUAGAAAUGGUAUAACUUCGAUGACACAAGAAUUAAAGAGAUUACGGAAAAACAAGUUCUCACUAGUGAUGCCUAUUUGCUGUUUUAUUAUAAAAAUAAUGUGGAUUCUUACGAAAGACAAAGCGAAGUAAUAAGAUCAAGUAUAAUAAAUUCAUCGGCAUCCCUUCCUAAAUAGAGUAGUAUUAUCCAUGGUAGCAUUUUUAAUAUACCCCAUACCAAAUUAUCAAUAAGUAAAUUAUGUAUAUCUGAAACUGACUAAUAAUUAACUACCCCUCAAAUAUUUGGAAAGAAAAAAAGUCUAAAAACCAAUAAAUUAACUCCACUUCCUGGCAAAAAACCAAUAUUCUUUGCAUCAGAUAAUUAAAAGAUAUAAUGA